Molecule: messenger RNA, 570 nt
Organism: Trichomonas vaginalis G3
Lineage: Eukaryota; Parabasalia; Trichomonadida; Trichomonadidae
Exons: 1
Coding region: 1-570 (189 amino acids)
Source: RefSeq, a predicted model, not a curated record
AUGGAGUACAUGGGAAGCAAUAUAACAUACAACAAAGACAUAUACAGUGAGUUUAAGUACUACUGUGAACAGCAUGAGAUUGAAGUAAUGAGUAAAGGAGACUUUGAAACGCUUAUGAAAGACAGUGAGGAGGUCAUACAUGAGAACAGUGAUGAAAUAGUUCAUGAGAACAGUGAGGAGGUCGUUCAUGAGAACAGUGAUGAAAUAGUUCAUGAGAACAGUAAGGAGGUCAUACAUGAAUGCAAUGAGGAUGUCAUACAUGAGAACAGUGAUGAAAUAGUUCAUGAGAACAGUGAGGAGGUCGUUCAUGAAUGCAAUGAUGAAAUAGUUCACGAUGUCGUUCGUGAAGAAGCCAUUGCAACAAAGAAUGAGAUAAAGGAUUUCAUAGAACUUAACAAGGAGGAGUUUAAAGAAGGCUAUGAAGUGAAAAGAUGUGAAGAAGAUUUCUUGGCGUAUUUGAAGAAAAAGAGACUAAAGCCAAUGGCUCAAAAUAAGUUUCAAUCGAUGUUUGAAAAGAAACGUUUGAGCUAUGGUGGUGUAAGAAGCACAUAUUACUUUGUUAAGAAGUGA